Molecule: messenger RNA, 2936 nt
Organism: Physcomitrium patens
Lineage: Eukaryota; Viridiplantae; Streptophyta; Bryopsida; Funariales; Funariaceae
Product: ABC transporter G family member 11
Cellular component (GO): membrane
Molecular function (GO): ATP hydrolysis activity; ATP binding; ABC-type transporter activity
Source: RefSeq, a predicted model, not a curated record
CGCAGCUUCAAAAUAAUGAGCUCCCAUAAAUGCCCUCUUCAACUACCUUGUCUGCUUCGUCUCUCCUUGUCGCCCGGGGUUCAGGAAUUCCGGUGCACCCUACCUCCUUUUCCCCCCACUCCCCCUCCCUCCCCCCACCCCCUCCUGAGGUCUCAUGUUAUCGCAACCUGCAGUUUGUUUUUUCCCUUGGCAGCAUGGCCACGCUCUCCACACCCGAAGCAAGCGAGCUUUGAAGCUUCUUCCCCUUUGCUGGACGCAUCGUUAGUCGAGGUCGCUGUAGAGGUGAAUGCGGAGCAAAUCAACAUGGCAACUGCUAACGGGAGGCACGGGCAGCUUAGUUCUGGCACGCAACGACAAGUGCCUCACACAAUGCCCGGCAUGAGCCCCUUGAGCGAGAGCCUGUGGCGGGACAAGACUGAUACUGGAAAGGUAGGAGAUAUGUCAGCGCGCCUGACAUGGGUCGACUUGUGGGUUACCAUUGUUCAACGUGGAUCCAAGCAAGCCAUUCUGCAAGGAAUUACAGGUUACGCGGAGCCGGGAUCUUUCAUGGCCAUUAUGGGUCCAUCAGGGUCGGGGAAGUCCACUCUGCUAGAUACAUUAGCAGGAAGACUGGCGAAGAACGCUGCGCAAACAGGACAAGUUCUGCUCAACGGUCGUCGCAAAACAACUCUGUCGUACGGAACUGCUGCGUACGUGACUCAAACUGACGAACUCAUAGGAACACUCACAGUGAAGGAGACGAUUUAUUAUUCAGCCAGUUUGCGGAUUCCGAGCACUGUAACGCGGUCUGAGAAGAAAGCCAUAGUGGACAGCACCAUUCGGGAGAUGGGACUGUAUGACUGCCGCAAUACGCCGGUGGGGAACUGGCACCUGCGGGGGUUAAGUGGAGGCGAGAAACGACGGCUGAGCAUCGCGUUAGAGAUUUUGACUCGACCUCGUCUGCUCUUUCUUGACGAACCCACCAGUGGAUUAGAUAGCGCUGCGGCAUUUUUUGUGGUCACAGCAUUGCGGAAUCUAGCAAGAGAUGGGCGUACCAUCAUUGCCUCGAUCCAUCAACCCAGCAGUGAGGUGUUUGAGCUCUUCGACAAUCUGACCCUCCUCUCUGGCGGCAAGCUUAUCUAUUUCGGACAAGCCAACAAUGCAAUUGAGCAUUUCACAUCUGCAGGGUUCCCUUGCCCCCAACUUCGGAACCCCUCGGAUCACUUCUUGCGUGCCAUCAACGCUGAUUUCGACCAAGUGAAGUCCAAUCUGAAAGGAUCCUUCAAAAUAAGGGACCGCGAAAGCAUAGAUCCCAUCGACAGGAUGAGUACCAACCAGGUGGUUAAGAUACUCAGCGACGCAUACCAGAGCAGCGACUACGCCAUGGGAACUAUAUCGCGAAUCCAUGAAAUUCUGCAAAUGCAAGGGACGCUACUUGAAGCCGGUGGAAGUCAAGCUAGUUUCUUCAAGCAGUGCCUAACCCUCACACGUCGCUCAUUCGUCAACAUGAGCCGAGACAUCGGCUACUACUGGCUUCGCCUUGUAAUCUAUAUCGUCCUUUCGCUUUGCCUAGGCUCCAUCUUCUACGACCUCAACACGAAAUAUGAAGGCAUUCUGGGAAGAGCAGGAUGCAUCGCUUACGUGGGCGGGUUUUUGACCUUCAUGUCCAUUGGGGGAUUCCCAUCGUUCGUGGAGGAUAUGAAGGUUUUCAACCGGGAGAGGUUGAAUGGGCACUACGGGGUGCUAGCCUUCGUGAUUGGCAACACGCUCUCCUCACUUCCAUUCCUCUUCCUCAUAUCUCUCGUUUCCAGCCUCAUCGUCUACUUCAUGGUAGGCUUGCACCCCGGAUUCGAGCACUUCGCCUACUUCGUGAUCUCUCUCUUUGCUCAGGUGGCCAUAGUAGAGAGCCUCAUGAUGGCAGUCGCAAGUCUGGUCCCCAACUUCCUCAUGGGCAUCAUCACCGGCGCAGGAAUCCAGGGCAUCUUUAUGCUGGUAGCAGGCUUCUUCAGGCUCAUUGACGACCUCCCGAAGCCCGUGUGGCGGUACCCCCUCUCCUACAUUGGAUUCGACAUGUAUGCUCUUCAGGGAAUGUACCUGAACGAAUUCAUUGGGUUAACUUUCGAGAACUACGUACUGGACGGGAAGAAAAUCGGUCCCCCGAUUCCAGGCUGGUACGUGAUCAGAGAGAUGUACGGGAUCAGAACCUCGAUGACGAAGUGGGAAGACAUCGCGGUGUUGUUCGGCAUGAUCAUAGUGUACCGCAUCAUCUUCUUCAUCUGCAUCAAGCUGAGGGAGAAUCUGGGGCCUUACAUGCGCUUCAAGGUCACGCAGUACCGCACCAACAGGAAGCUAGCUCGGAAGCCCUCGGAGCUGCAGAACGUUAUCCGCCCCGUGGUGACCCCAGUGGCAACUCCGCAACACGACUCCGUCCCUCUCCAAUACUCUGCCAAACGACACGCACUCGAACAUCACCAUUAGCAUUCUCUCCGACCUCGAUCCACAAUCUACCAUUCCUGUACACCAAAAACAAUCAGUCACUUUCCUGCAGGACCCCAAAAUUCAUUUAAACUUCCGCACCCACAUCAUCGAACUAGUCCCACUAGUCCACUAGUACAAUUCUGAUCUUGAGCCUGGAACUGUGUCCGUCAAACCUCAAGGCUCAGAAUCAGUAUUCAAUAAACACAGGCUCUCUCUGCGAGUUCAGCGAUGUGUAUCAAUCGCCGACACCGAGUAGGAUCUCGUGUAGAACUUCAUGCCCUGUCGAAUCUCAGUGACGUGAACCAGUUUGACACGUGAAAAAGAUUAAUUGCCAGCGUUGCAAGCUUGGACUCCUCCAUGAGUACAAGCAUCAUGUUGGACACAACUGCGGUGCAAUCUGCCCCACAGCUUACUUGUAAUUUUGGCCAGCAUUCGCCUAUCAAAAUCAAAUGUAUGAUUUGCUUUAACUCUUGCACAAA